GAGGGGAUCCAGGAAGUCCAGAGCGCUGAUUCCUCCCAUUCAGACGUGGCCAACGCCGACGAGGAGCAGCAGAGCACCCCGCGUGCUUCGGUUGUGAGCAGGACGGAGAGUCAGGCGACAAGUCAGGAUAAGGUCACCAACAGAGCUCCGGACAAGCUUGAGCCACUGACCAGGCGGCACUCCCGACCUUUGACCCGCAGCAGGCCGCUGACCCGCUCGUCCCUCUCGUCCCCUACGCAUCUCGAUGCUCGACUGGCCAGGGCUGCUGCAAGGAUGACCAGCGGAUCUGCAGAGAUUGAGGCUAAGGAGGCUUGUGAUUGGCUUCGAGCAGCAGGAUUUCCACAGUACGCCCAGCUCUAUGAAGAUUCCCAGUUUCCAGUUGAUAUUUCCUCUGUGAAAAGGGACCACGACUUUUUGGACCGGGAUCUGGUAGAGCCUCUAUGUCGACGUCUAAAUACUCUGAACAAGUGUGCCUCCAUGAAACUGGAUGUCAGCCACCCCAAGAAGAAAGGAGAUGACUCUGACGAAGAUGACCCCUUGGCUAUCAGUAAAAGGUGGACGUUCGAGUGGAGCAGCCGACGUUGGUCGCGCCUGCAGGACUUCCUGUUGGACAGCACCGCUGAGAGCAGCCUGACCGGUCCGGGUGAGGGUCUGCUGCACAGCACAGUGAGCAUUGAGAGUGUGCUGACGGACCUGAGCGAGCAGGAGAUCACUGAAAUCUCCUCGUUGCACAGUGAGGACUCCGCCUCCGCCAUGCCUGACUCUAUAUCUAUGGCAUCUCUCUCUGCUUCCUACCAGCCCCCCAGGGAUCUUUCACACUACAACUCCCUGCCAAUGAAGAGCAGUCGCCACGGGCAAGGAGGGCGGAGUAAAGCCAAAGAGUUCUUGCGUCGCAUGGAAUUAAUGCGCACCUGGGGGCCGUCGUCGAAGAGGAAAAUGUCAAAUCGCAGGCCGCCGCUGGUCAUCAGUGGGCCUGUGUUACACGGCGAGGAGCCUCACGCUCUGCAGGUGCUCCAGUGUACUCCCAUCAGCCAACUAGAACACCACCAAACUGAUGGUGACACAUCCUCUGUCUCGCCCACCAAUGACUCGCCCACCACAUCCACUGUCUCGCCCACCAAUGACUCUAAUGAACAAUUCACGUUGCGUGAUGGCCCCAGCAGUGAGACAGUGGCGCCCGAUGUGAAGGAGCCUGUGUGUGCAAAACACCGCACCGCCAGCAAGAGAAGCAGCAUGUAUCUGGAGGACAUGGAGCUGCCUUCUCAGGGUAAGAGGACUGAAGGACAGAGCCAGUUUGGCAGAAACCAGUUUCGCUCAUAUGAAAACCUCCUCGUUCACAUCCCCAAAGACCAUAAACCAGGCACCUUUCCAAAAGCUCUAUCCAUAGAGAGCCUGGCGCCUUCCCCCGGUGACGGAAACAAUGGCCGCCAGACACGGGCCCGAACCUCUCGACCCAACAACGGCCCCGGUGAUCCCUGGUCUAGCAAACCUCUGUCCAAGCCCUCCUGUCCUGGAGCUCCACGUGGCAGCAGGGUGAGUGUUUAUGACAACGUGCCGGGCUCCCACCUUUACGCCAGCACAGGAGACCUGCUGGACUUGGAGAAAGAGGACAACCUGUUCCCUCACCUAGAUGACAUCAUCCAGCACGUCAGCGGCUUGCAGCAAAUAGUGGACCACUGGAGCCGCAGUGUGCUGCCCGAGGGUGACACAGGGGAGGGGGAGGAGGAAGGGGAGGGCAGGAACACCCCCAGUGAAGGCGAGAGAGAUGGGGUCUCCCUGAACGACACCGAUUCGACGGGAACCAGUCGGGAGAGGCGGGACUCCGGAGUCGGGGCGUCGCUGACAAGACCACGUCUACGAUGGCCCAGCUUCAGAACCUCUGAUCAUCUCAACCAGCCGGCAUCUUUGCUGCAGAUCACUAGCCAAUCAGCGGGCCAGCUCAGCCUGCUGCAGAAGUUCUCUUUGCUCCGCCUCACCGCCAUCAUGGAGAAAUACUCAAUGUCUAAUAAACAUGGCUGGACAUGGUCUGUGCCCAAGUUUAUGAAGCGCAUGAAGGUUCCAGACUACAAAGAGAAGAGUGUGUUUGGUGUUCCCCUCAUCAUCCAUGUCCAGCGCUGUGGUUUUCCACUCCCUCUGUGUUUACAGCAGGCCCUCUGCCACCUCAGAAAACACUGUCUCGACCAGGUUGGAUUGUUCCGCAAAUCUGGCGUGAAGUCUCGAAUUCAGGCUCUGAGGCAGCAGUGUGAGUUGUCCCUUGACUCUGUGAGCUACGAGGACCAGUCAGCCUACGACGUGGCCGACAUGGUCAAACAGUUCUUCAGAGACCUGCCAGAACCUCUGCUGACAAGCAAGCUGGGGGAAACCUUCCUCCAUAUUUACCAGUACGUCCCAAAGGAGCAGAGGUUGCAGGCAGUCAGAGCGGCCAUCUUGCUGAUGCCAGAUGAGAACAGGGAGGUUCUGCAGGCGUUGCUCUACUUCCUGCGUGACGUGACUUCCUUUGUAGAGGAGAACCAAAUGACGCCGAUGAACCUUGCUGUUUGUCUGGGACCUUCGCUCUUCCACCUCAGCAUACUGAAGAACGAGAUGCUCUCACCAAGGUCAAUCCAGAAGAAGUACACCACGGGCCGUCCCGAUCAGAAAGACCUGAGUGAGAACCUGGCAGCCACCCAGGGUCUGGCUCACAUGAUCACCGAGUGCCAGCGUCUCUUUCAGAUCCCAGAGGAGAUGGUGACCCAGUCUCGUAACUCCUAUAUGGAGGCUGAGCUGAUGGUGCCCCCGCUGGACGAGCUGUGCAAGGCUCACGAGGAGGAAGUGGAUGAGGAUGAGGAAGAGGAGGACGAGGAGGGAUCCUAUCAUUCACACCUAGAAAGGCUGGUCCAGAACCUGCUGGAAGAGGCCAAAGAUAAGAGCAAAGGCUGGGUGUCUCGCUCGACAACUGACAAUACAGAACUGGCAUUCAAAAAGGUGGGAGAUGGUAACCCUCUGAGGCGAUGGCGAGUGUGUGUCGAGGUGCCGGCAACUCCAGACGAGGUUCUGCAGCGGCUGCUGAGAGAGCGCCCUCUGUGGCAGACUGAUCUACAGCAGGAGAAAGUUCUGGAGACACUGGAUAAACAGACAGACGUGUACCAGUACUCCUGCCACAACAUGGUACCUCAACCCAGCUGUGACUAUGUGGUACUAAGAUCAUGGCGUACAGACCUAUGUAAAGGCUCCUGUGCGCUGGUGUGUGUGUCGGUCGAACAUGAUGACAGCCCACGCACGGGAGCUGUGAGGGGGGUGGUGCUGGAGUCACAGUACCUCCUAGAGCCCAGUGGGACUGGGAGGACCAGACUCACACAUAUCUCCAGAGUGGACCUCAGGGGAAGAUCUCCAGAAUGGUACAACAAAGCAUUCGGUCAUCUGUGUGUUAAUGAAGCUCAAAGGAUCCGAUCCUCUUUUCACCUGUCGGAUCAGACGAGCACUGAGGCCAAGAUCUGAACCCCAGAAACCAAACUUCAUCUUGGGGUCACACUGCCAGAGCAGCUGAACUUGAGAACGCUGGAGGGGAAUCAUCCAGGCGGUAGACUUUAGUACCUUUUCACACUGCUGAAGCCACACUCAGCUGUACUGUACUAUACUGUACUGAGUUACCGUAAUUCACCGAAAAGGGAUUUUUUGCCAUGUAUUCCAAUAAUUCUGUAAUAACAACAUAUCGCUUCUUAUUUAUCCCAUAAAUAUUGAAUUGUCAUUUUCUGCCCCACUGAGGACAUGUUGGAUUCCAAUUCCAAAUAUGGAACAGCUAAUUUGAUUUUCUUUUCAAUAGACAUUGAUGUUUCAUAUAAUAAUCUCAUAACCAUGUGCAUUUUUGGAGCAGUUGUGCAGACUGGAUCAUUCUUCUGAUCUAAUACAAUAUCUUGCAAACAAAAAUGACCUAAGAUAACAGCCAGCACCAGAAGGAGUGAACAUACGAUGGUUGCCGUCUCUACCACUUUAAUUUGAUAAAGCUGUAACUGAUGUUAUAGUGUGUAAAAUUGACAUAAAGGUUACUCACAAGUAAAGUAGAAAAUCCGUUUUCUAUGGAUUAUUUACUUUAAGAAAUCUAUCUUAACUCCAUCUCUUUAAAAUGUCACAUGGCCUAGCCAGUGGAAUACAAACGAUUAAUUUGAUUGAAACGCUUCAUAUCAAUCUUGUUGUGUUUUAUUAGAUAGACCUUAAAAACCAGUGCUCAAAUUAUUCUUAGUUCUGCUUUUAAAAAUCUUGCACGCUUAUAAAUUAUCUGAUUAAAAAUGUCCCUCUAAUGUCUAUGAAUUUGUCCAUCAAUAAUCAAAUGCUCCUACAAAGCGGUGAACAAAUCACUUAAGUAUGCACAUUUAUAAAAGGCACUUGAUUAUGAUUGAGCCUUCCUCAGAUAAAGAUGCAUUAAUCCCAGUGCUCUGAAAAAAUCCCUUUUUAUUUAGAAUGACUAUGACCAGUACAGUAUGGCUAUGUGUCAGCAUUACAUUGUGAAAAGGUCACUAUAGUUCAGGAAAAACGAGCACAUCAGGGAUCUGGAUCACAGAAAGGGCAAAACAAACAUUCAUCAGGUCCAUACAUUUCCUGUUGUGGAAACAUUAUGUUGGAUAUCACUGUUGAUUUACUUCUGUCACUAUUUUCAGUGUUAAUAUUAUCUAAAUGUUAUUUUAAAGUUAUCAUUGUCAUUAUAUAGAUGUAUAUUGUAUCACCUUUUUUUGCUGUCAUGUUAUACAAUGUCUAAGACAUGUGAUCAUUUCACUGCUUCUGGGAAGCAUGUUUGAAAUGUGUGUGUGUGUGUGUGAGAGUGCAUGGAUGUGCCUGUGUAUCUGCACUGUAGAUAUACGUACAGCCUUUAUUGUAAAUAAAUAUAGAUAUGACGCUUUCUGUGCCAGCAGAUCAAACAUCAUAGCUUUUCAGGGUCUUCCUAUCAUAUUGAUAUGCUGAAAUGUGAACUUCCCAUACGACAUCCUACUAAAGCAAUAGCAGAAUAGAACUUGCUCUGCCAUGGCACUGCAUCAGCUUAUUUUUGUUUCGUUUCAGCUGGAGGCGUUGCUAUGGUGUUGCUAUGAUACAAUAUCUCUACAGUGCCACCAAAAUCCUGCGUGGAUGCUGUUUUGCUGGUGUGCCGUGUGUGUGUGUGUGUGUGUGUGUGUGUGUGUGUGUGUGUGUGUGUGUGUGUGUGUGUGUGUGUGUGUGUGUGUGUGUGUGUGUGUGUGUUUGUGUACAUAUGUGUGUAUGAGAGAGACAAAAAGACAAAGAGUGAGUGAGUGACUUUGACGUGAGCCCUCUGGCUGUGUGGGAAGAGGCUCCAAACACAUAUGAGUAGCUGAGAACAAGGUGGUUAUUUCUGACAAAGUGACAGAAACAGAACCACUGUUACUACAUGAGAGAAUAAAAACAUCUAAGAAUUCAACAAAACCUUGUUAUCUGUGGAA
This is a messenger RNA of Anoplopoma fimbria (sablefish), 5426 nucleotides long. RefSeq names its product stAR-related lipid transfer protein 13-like. Gene Ontology annotation, biological process: regulation of Rho protein signal transduction; actin cytoskeleton organization; signal transduction. The record is from RefSeq and is a predicted model, not a curated record. Gene Ontology annotation, molecular function: lipid binding; GTPase activator activity; protein binding. NCBI's taxonomy places the organism in Eukaryota, Metazoa, Chordata, Actinopteri, Perciformes, Anoplopomatidae.